Messenger RNA from Pogona vitticeps (central bearded dragon), 3178 nucleotides. The record is from RefSeq and is a predicted model, not a curated record. Lineage: Eukaryota; Metazoa; Chordata; Lepidosauria; Squamata; Agamidae.
UGAGAAAUUCAUUUCUAAUGUUCUGUAAACUGAAGUACAAUCAUUGUGGAGAAUUUCAGAAGGAAAAGAAGUUAAUAUACUUUAAUUUUGAUGUACUUAUUUAUGUGUGGAAAUGAUCCUCCCUUCAUGACUCCCCCCUCCAAAAGGUCCCUCAGUGAAGAGCCCUUCCAACCUCAAGCCCACAGGAACAACCUCCGGUCCGGCCUCAUCCCCUCCCUGGUUCUCCUCCCUUCCCUUUUUUGGCUGUCUUUCCUUCCUCCUCUGUGACUCAGGCAGAGCCCAAACAUUCCUUAUUCCUGCAGAUUUUAGAAGUGGUUGUUUCUCUUCUUUUUCUAGAAGGUAAACGAUGAACAUGAGAAGAAUUGCCCAGCAACAUCUGAUGCAACCUGGGCAGGAACUCAUCAUCAAGCAAGAAAACAAAGCAUUGAAAAUCAGAAAGGACAGACAUGGACUCAAAAUGAAAGGACUGACGCAGAGGAGAAACCAUGCAAAUGCAUGUCACCUCAGUAGAUAUCAAAGAACACAUCCAGGGGAGAAACUGUAUCCAUGUAUGGAAUGUGGAAGGAUAUUCAGUCAGAAUAAAAGCCUCCAUAUACACCAUAGAACUCACACUGGGGAGAAACCACAUAAAUGCAUGGAAUGUGGAAAGAGCUUUAGUCAGAGUUGUCAUCUUAGGAUACAUCAAAGAACUCACACUGGGGAGAAACCACAUAAAUGCAUGGAAUGUGGAAAGAGCUUUAGUCAGAGUGGUCACCUGAAAUUACAUCAAAGUACUCACACUGGCGAGAAACCACAUAAAUGCCUGGAAUGUGGCAAAAGCUUUAGUCAGGGUGGAAACUUGAGGUUACAUCAAAGGACUCACACUGGGGAGAAACCACAUAAAUGCCUGGAAUGUGGCAAAAGCUUUAGUCAGGGUGGAAACUUGAGGUUACAUCAAAGGACUCACACUGGGGAGAAACCACAUAAAUGCCUGGAAUGUGGCAAAAGCUUUAGUCAGGGUGGAAACUUGAGGUUACAUCAAAGGACUCACACUGGGGAGAAACCACAUAAAUGCCUGGAAUGUGGCAAAAGCUUUAGUCAGGGUGGAAACUUGAGGUUACAUCAAAGGACUCACACUGGGGAGAAACCACAUAAAUGCCUGGAAUGUGGCAAAAGCUUUAGUCAGGGUGGAAACUUGAGGUUACAUCAAAGGACUCACACUGGGGAGAAACCACAUAAAUGCCUGGAAUGUGGCAAAAGCUUUAGUCAGGGUGGAAACUUGAGGUUACAUCAAAGGACUCACACAGGGGAGAAACCGUAUAAAUGCAUAGAAUGUCGAAAAAGCUUUAGUACAAGUGCUGCCCUUAAGUUACAUCAAAGGACACACACAGGGGAGAAACCGUAUAAAUGCAUAGAGUGUGGAAAGAGCUUUACUACGAACGGUAUCCUUGGGUUACAUCAAAGGACUCACACUGGGGCGAAAACACAUAAAUGCCUGGAAUGUGGAAAGAGCUUUACUACGAACGGCAUCCUUGGUUUACAUCAAAGGACUCACACUGGGGCGAAAACACAUAAAUGCCUGGAAUGUGGAAAGAGCUUUACUACGAACGGCAUCCUUGGUUUACAUCAAAGGACUCACACUGGGGCGAAAACACAUAAAUGCCUGGAAUGUGGAAAGAGCUUUACUACGAACGGCAUCCUUGGUUUACAUCAAAGGACUCACACUGGGGAGAAACCACAUAAAUGCAUGCAAUGUGGAAAGAGCUUUAUUCGCAGUUAUUCCCUUAGGUUACAUCAAAGGACCCACACUGGGGAGAAACCACAUAAAUGCAUGGAAUGUGGAAAGAGCUUUAGUAGGAGUGGUGCCCUUAGGUCACAUCAAAGGACCCAUACUGGGGAUAAGCCAUAGAAAUGCAUGGAAUGUGGAUUGAGUUUUUUUCAGAGCUCUUAAGAAGGCAUAAGGAGCUCAUACAGUUUUGUGCUGUUUUCCCUGGGACAGAAGAAACAACAGAAUGUUUCGGUAGUGCAAAACAGAAAGAUAAGAGAAAAAAUGGAAUGUAUUUUGAAGUGCCUCUUGUUAAGUGGUUUACUUCAAUUGUUAUUUAACAGAGAUAUAUCACAAAAUAUAUGUUGAACUUUGUGCUAAAAAUGAGAAUAAGCAUAUAUAUUUUGCAAUAGAAGGUUUUACGAAAUUAGUGUAAAAUAAAAGGAUAGAUGUUCUGAGGCUAACUGAUGGAAGAAAAACAAGUAGUGAAGGGAGCGAAGCUGUGAUGUGUUUACCCUCAGAAAUAAUAACAGUAAUUGAGAUUUAAAGAGGGUGCCAAUGAAUUUUUGUUCUCUAUUUUUUAUCAAGCUAUAUAUAUGAACUCAGACCCAGUACAGUAUACUCUCCAUACAAUAGCAUAGAAACGCCUAGUUCUUCAAAAAUAAUACAGAAUAUAUAUUUUGUAUUGAGAGUAGACUGCACUGGGUCGGAGAUGACCAAAUCCUUUUAUCCUUAACUCCUGAGCUUAUCAGAGGCUGGGAAACCCAAGUCUUGGGAAGAUUUGAUUUUGCUGACUGAUGCAGAGCUAAGGGAUAUAAAUAUUGGGGGUGUUAUGAGAAAGGAACAGAGAACCAUAGAGUUUUGGUUUCAUGGAGUACAACUGAUGGAACUGAUGCCGGGUGAAAGUCCUUGGAAGAGCGGAAAGAUAAACUUAAGGGAGUGACAGCCAGCAAUGGAUUUUACACACGGUUGGAUUAGAACAAAAUUUAAGAGCCAAAUAGUGCUCUUCUACUGUGUAUGUAUUAAUUUUUUAAGUUUAAAUACUUUUGCAUGUCUUUCAUUAAAAAUGAUAAGGGUUUUUGCUUUUUAUCAUUGUAUUCUUAGGAAGUUCAAAUACAUCUAAAGAUGUAUUCUCUAUCUAAAUUAUGAGGUCCAGUGUUUUAAUGUGUUUGUAUUUUAUAUUCAAGCCUUAAAUUUUCCGUAUUAUCUGAAUUUAAAUUCCUGCAUCUUUUUACAAGGUGCAAGAAUGUAUUUUAAGUAAGUCUGCAGUUUUUGCAUAACUGCAUGAGGUUUGUGUUUGAAGAUCUUUACCAACAGUUUUUUCCUCACGCCUGUAAGACUGCGUAUUUUUUUGGAUGUAGUAUAUUUAAGUAUGGAAUCUAGAAAAGAUGUAAAUAAAUGAACUUGUAGAGAAUAAACAAGUUUUGGAAUUGC